AUGAGUGAAAAACUACCAGGCUGCUUGGAAUUAAAGGAAGAUACCAUUGAGAACCUUCUUGCUGCAGCCUGUCUUCUUCAGCUUCCUCAAGUCGUAGAUGUGUGUUGUCAUUUCCUCAUGAAGCUGUUGCAUCCUUCCAACUGUUUAGGAAUUCGAGCAUUUGCAGAUGCCCAAGGAUGCAUUGAACUAAUGAAGGUGGCCCAUAGUUACACCAUGGAAAACAUAAUGGAAGUUAUGAGAAAUCAAGAAUUUUUACUGCUUCCAGCUGAGGAACUCCAUAAACUUCUGGCCAGUGAUGAUGUCAAUGUUCCUGAUGAAGAAACCAUCUUCCAUGCAUUAAUGAUGUGGGUCAAGUAUGACAUGCAGACGAGGUGCAGUGACUUAAGUAUGCUCCUUGCAUUUAUAAGACUUCCACUACUCCCACCUCAGAUAUUGGCUGACCUAGAAAAUCAUGCAUUAUUUAAGAAUGAUUUGGAAUGCCAAAAGCUCAUUCUGGAAGCAAUGAAGUAUCAUCUGUUGCCAGAAAGAAGAACAUUAAUGCAAAGUCCAAGAACAAAACCUAGGAAGUCUACAGUUGGAACUCUGUAUGCUGUAGGAGGAAUGGAUAACAAUAAAGGAGCUACAACCAUAGAAAAAUAUGACCUCCGGACAAAUUUGUGGAUCCAGGCAGGCAUGAUGAAUGGUAGGAGGUUGCAGUUUGGUGUGGCUGUGAUUGAUGACAAGCUCUUUGUCAUUGGAGGUCGAGAUGGCCUAAAGACAUUGAACACUGUGGAAUGCUACAAUCCUAAAACCAAGACGUGGACUGUCUUACCGCCAAUGUCAACACAUAGACACGGCCUAGGCGUGACAGUGCUUGAAGGUCCAAUUUAUGCAGUGGGAGGCCAUGAUGGCUGGAGCUACCUAAACACAGUGGAGAGGUGGGAUCCCCAGAGUCAGCAGUGGACAUUUGUAGCCAGUAUGUCCAUUGCCCGGAGCACGGUGGGUGUGGCAGCAUUGAAUGGCAAGUUGUAUUCAGUCGGAGGUCGUGAUGGAAGUUCUUGUUUGAGUUCAAUGGAAUAUUAUGAUCCUCACACAAAUAAAUGGAACAUGUGUGCUCCCAUGUGCAAGCGGAGAGGUGGUGUUGGAGUGGCCACAUGUGAUGGCUUUCUUUAUGCAGUUGGAGGCCAUGACGCACCUGCUUCAAAUCACUGCUCCCGGCUCCUAGACUAUGUUGAGAGAUAUGAUCCCAAAACAGACACAUGGACCAUGGUUGCUCCUUUGAGUAUGCCCCGAGAUGCAGUUGGCGUUUGUCUUCUUGGUGACAGAUUAUAUGCUGUUGGUGGCUACGAUGGACAGACCUAUCUCAACACGAUGGAAUCUUAUGACCCACAAACUAAUGAGUGGACACAGAUGGCUUCCUUGAAUAUUGGGAGGGCAGGUGCCUGUGUGGUAGUCAUCAAGCAACCUUGACUUACCUUUAUUUGGGAUAUUUCAUUUGCUGGAAUGGUUAUUUUUCUAUGAGAGGGCAAGCAUGGGAAUUUCCUGAGAUGAGAACUCUUCGGGAACAAAGAUUUCUACAGAUUUACCUGCUGACAUUAAAAGAGGUGGAAGAGUAAACAGAAUUAUAGGAAGAAGAAAACAUCGGACUGCUACAGGAAUAGUAUCUGGCCAUGCAUUAGCUAGUUCAGAAGUGGUUGUUGGUAAUUGGUUUUGUAUUGUAGCAUACAAUAACUAGAUUUACCAAAGGCUUGUUUUUCUUGAGCAAUUAAAAACGAGAGACCAGUAUUUGUGACAUGAAUACUUUUAUGACAACUCACUCAAUUGUUUUUAUAAUUUGUGGAGAUAUUUAAGAAGUUGCCAAGAGUAGAAGACAUGCUAUUUCAUCUGACAGUGUCUGAUAGGUUUAUUAUUUUCCGAAUCAGAUGUGAUCCUAUCAGGAGACACAGUGAUGUUUUAUUAAAACAAACAUGCUUCUUCCUCAUUUCCUAAGCUAUGAAGGCAAUUACAGAAAGAGAUUCAUAUCUCUUGAAUUCAGAAAAUAAAUUGUCCUCCUAAUCAAAGCUGCAUCUAUCAUCAGAAGCCAUGGCUGAAUUUUAUUGCAACCAUAUUAGCAGUCUGAAGUUGGCAAACUCAAAGAAUUGUUUUCAUUAGGCUUGCCUCAUUGCUUUGCUGAGCUAAAGACUCAGUACAUUUUUGGGCUUUUGCCCUAUACUGAGUUCAGUGUAAGCAUGGAUGCUAGUUAUCCUGAAUGUUACAUAUAUAUAUAAUAUGCAUAUAUAUAUCCAUUGCAUGCUGAUGUAGAGUUAUAUUCAUUAAAAAUGACAGAAUUUUGAGAGAGAAAUAUAUAAUUCAUCCAUUUAGAAUAUUAAGAACUGUCAUUGUGAGGGAAGAAGCAGGCUUCAGAUUGUCAUUUAUCACCUUUCAAACUUGUUACAUUGAUAUGCACAUUAUUUUAUGCCAAAUGUUUGUAAUUAUUUAAAAUAUAAUGUGGAAAAAUUAUACAGUGUCCUUAACAGACAACAUGGAAAUUUUAAAUAUAAGGAAUAAAUAACAGAAACUUUGCUUUUACUAGUGUAUCUUCCUUAAAUGAACUUUCAGAUCUAAACUUGACAGUGAUCCUGCAGAAAUAACCAAUUUUCUUUAAGAAUAUUAAGAAAUAUUUGUCCGUGGUCCGGGAGGUGGCGCAGUGAUAAAGCGUUGGACUCUCAAGCAUGAUGUUGUGAGUUUAAUCCCCAGCAGUAUAUGUGCCAGAGUGAU
Messenger RNA from Erinaceus europaeus (western European hedgehog), 2736 nucleotides. It is a transcript of the gene KLHL1, whose product is annotated as kelch like family member 1. The transcript has 9 exons. Gene Ontology annotation, molecular function: protein binding. NCBI's taxonomy places the organism in Eukaryota, Metazoa, Chordata, Mammalia, Eulipotyphla, Erinaceidae. The record is from RefSeq and is a predicted model, not a curated record. Bases 1 to 1449 code for a protein of 482 amino acids.